AUGUUUGCACGAUUCGUGAAGCAGGGUGCUUUCCGCCCCUCAGAAAAAAUAUACACCCGCAUGGCACAUCAGACUCGAUUCUUGGCAACCGUCGAGGGGAGUACUGGCCGUGCUAUGCCAGUCAGCCGCCCCAGGGCUACACCUGUCGCCCAUGAUCGAGCGACUUUCACAAUUAGGGAUGGCCCCGUUUUCCACGGCAAAUCUUUCGGUGCCCGGUCCAACAUCUCCGGUGAAGCCGUCUUCACUACCUCCCUGGUCGGAUACCCCGAAUCUAUGACUGAUCCUUCCUACCGUGGACAAAUCCUCGUCUUCACCCAACCCCUCAUUGGAAAUUAUGGCGUCCCUUCUUCUGCUAGGGACGAGCAUGGCCUUUUGAAAUACUUCGAAUCUCCCAACAUUCAGUGUGUUGGUGUUGUGGUGGCGGACUAUGCUGAGAAAUACAGCCAUUGGACCGCCGUGGAGAGCUUGAGCGAUUGGUGUGCGCGGGAGGGUGUCCCAGCCAUAUCAGGCGUUGACACUCGUGCUAUUGUCACCUAUUUGCGGGAGGUUGGCUCGUCGUUGGCUCGAAUCACGAUUGGAGAGGAGUAUGAUGCAGACCAGGACGAGGCAUUUAUCGAUCCAGAGCAGAUCAACUUGGUCAAGAAGGUCAGCACCAAGGCGCCCUUCCACGUCAGCUCUUCAAAUGGCGAUAUGCAUGUUGCAGUCAUCGAUUGUGGUGUGAAGGAGAAUAUCCUGAGGAGUUUGGUUAACCGUGGUGCAAGCGCCACCGUUUUCCCAUACGAUUACCCCAUCCACAAGGUUGCUCACCACUUUGACGGUGUCUUCAUUUCCAACGGUCCUGGUGAUCCCACUCACUGCCAAGAGACCGUGUAUCAUCUUACCCGGUUGAUGGAGACUUCCCAAGUGCCUAUUAUGGGCAUUUGCCUUGGUCAUCAAUUGGUUGCCCUUGCAACUGGUGCCCGGACGAUCAAGCUUAAAUACGGAAACCGUGCCCAUAACAUCCCAGCAUUGGACUUGACCACUGGUCAAUGCCACAUUACCAGUCAAAACCAUGGUUAUGCUGUGGAUACUCCUACCCUGCCUGACGAGUUCAAGGAGUAUUUCGUCAAUCUCAAUGACGGUUCUAACGAAGGCAUCAUCCACAAGACCCGCCCUAUAUUCUCCACGCAAUUCCACCCAGAAGCCAAGGGUGGCCCAAUGGACUCUUCUUACCUGUUCGACAUGUACAUUGAUAAUGUGCAGCGGUAUAAGAAGAACCAGGCCAUUUACCCCGCUGGUGUAGGCAAAGACAACCGCCCCUCACCCCUCCUCGUAGACCUAUUGUCCAAGGAGAGAGUGGGUGUUCAUCCUGCCCAGCCCGCCGAGAACAUUGCUGCUGCUGCUGUUGCCCAACAGGUUGCUGCUGCUGCUUAA
Molecule: messenger RNA, 1413 nt
Organism: Venustampulla echinocandica
Lineage: Eukaryota; Fungi; Ascomycota; Leotiomycetes; Helotiales; Pleuroascaceae
Product: Small subunit of carbamoyl phosphate synthase
Exons: 3
Coding region: 1-1413 (470 amino acids)
Biological process (GO): L-glutamine metabolic process; 'de novo' pyrimidine nucleobase biosynthetic process; L-arginine biosynthetic process
Cellular component (GO): carbamoyl-phosphate synthase complex; cytoplasm
Molecular function (GO): carbamoyl-phosphate synthase (glutamine-hydrolyzing) activity
Source: RefSeq, a predicted model, not a curated record